Molecule: messenger RNA, 924 nt
Organism: Tinamus guttatus (white-throated tinamou)
Lineage: Eukaryota; Metazoa; Chordata; Aves; Tinamiformes; Tinamidae
Gene: CIAPIN1
Product: cytokine induced apoptosis inhibitor 1
Biological process (GO): iron-sulfur cluster assembly
Cellular component (GO): cytoplasm
Molecular function (GO): iron-sulfur cluster binding
Source: RefSeq, a predicted model, not a curated record
AUGGGAGAGUACGGGAUCGAACCUGGGCAGCGCGUGGCCGUUGUCUGGGACACGUCUGCACCGGUGGAGGCGCUGAAGGAUUUGGUGGAUAGGAUUCAAGCAGUAGUGGGAGCUGAAACCCGUGUGUCCGUGGAAAACAUUAACCAGCUGUGUCAAUCGGCUCAUGGGGAGUCCAGUUUCGAUGUGAUUCUCUCCGGGAUGGUGCCAGGUAGUGUGGCCCAGCACAGUGCCGAUGUUCUGGCAGAAAUAGCUCGGAUACUUAAACCAGGGGGCCGUGUCCUCCUGAAGGAACCCGUGGUGACAGAAUCAGAAAACAGCCAAAUGAAGACAGCAGCCAAACUCCCCACAGCUCUGACUCUCUCUGGGUUGGUGGAAGUGAAGGAGCUGCAAAAGGAGCCCCUGACCCCAGAGGAGGCCCGGGCUGUCCAAGAGCAUUUGGGCUAUCAAGGCAAUGACCUUCUCAUUGUUCAGCUAGAGGGCAGGAAACCCAACUUUGAAGUGGGAUCCUCGAGUCAGCUCAAACUUUCCUUUGCCAAGAAACCUUCAGGAAAGCCCUCUGUGGACCCAGCUACUGCAAAGCUGUGGACUCUCUCUGCCAACGAUAUGAAUGAUGACGAGAUGGAUCUGCUGGACUCGGAUGAGCUGCUAGAUUCGGAGGACUUGAAGAAGCCAGAUCCAUCAUCCCUCAGAGCUGCUUCUUGCAAAGACAUGGGCAAGAAGAAAGCCUGCAAGAACUGCACGUGUGGCCUGGCCGAAGAGCUGGAACAGGAGAAGAGGAGCUCGCAACCCAAAUCUGCCUGUGGCAACUGCUACCUGGGAGAUGCGUUCCGCUGUGCCAGCUGCCCUUACCUGGGCAUGCCGGCAUUCAAACCCGGAGAGAAGAUUCUCCUCAAACAGAACCAGCUACACGAUGCCUAACGGAGA